AUGUACCUGUGUCAACAAGGGCUGAAAGCUGGUGACAACCUCACAAAAUCCAAAAGUUGGAAUCUUGCUGCACAAAAACCACCAGCUCUGCCUUGUGAUUCAGAGCAAUCACAUAGGAUUCAUGAUAAAGAUGAGAGGGAAGAGAAAAAAUGCAGAGAAAAAAGAAGAGGAGAAGAAAAGGAAGAGGACAUAGAAGAGAAACUGAAAAAGACACGAGAGAAAGAUAAAAAAGCUAAAAAAGCGGGGGGAAAGAAAAAUAAGGAACCAUAUCUUCAGAAAAGAUUAGUCAGCAAACCACUCAUGGACACUCUUUGGACAACCUUUAAAUUAAACAAAUGCCUCACAAGAAGAAAGAGUCUAUUACUGGCAUUUGAAUUUAGCAUGACAGAAAGACAGAUAAAUCAAUGGUUUUUUAAGAAGAGGAAGAAAUACAAUAGGGAAAUGGACAAGCAAAAAUAUAAGAAAGUACAGAAGAGGUAAGAAUGUUUGCUAUAUAGAACACAAAGUGAGGGAG
Molecule: messenger RNA, 514 nt
Organism: Sus scrofa (pig)
Lineage: Eukaryota; Metazoa; Chordata; Mammalia; Artiodactyla; Suidae
Source: RefSeq, a predicted model, not a curated record